AUGAGUGGACGGACUGGUGGACCAGAAAUGGCGAAGGUUACCAACAAGAACCGGAGAAGAGAAACCAGGGCAGAAACAGAUGGAAACCGACCCCUCGGCCAUUCUGGCCUGCCUUGGACUUCUUCGAGAUGCCAAAGACUUUUACGCCCUCUUCAAUCGCGGAUUGCUUUGCUACGGAAGGUUGCGAUAGCCGAGAGAGCUGCUUGCGGGCAGACUCAGCCUGAGAACGAAGCCCUCAAAGAUGCGCUAGAUCGCGAAACGGCCAAAAAGCCGAGCCUUGUAGUCGAAGCGUACUUCCCUAAGACAAAACGACAGCGCCCGCGCCGUACAUAUUCCAUGAAGUUGGCUGACUCCUCAGAAGACGACGGCAGUAUGGCAUCAAAAUCUACUAUCCGACCCAGGAGUCUUCGACAAAGGCCGAAAAGUUGUGCUUCCGAAAUGCCUAGCGUCUCAACGCCAAUUCUUCGCAAAGCCAGGCACCAUAUUACAACAUCGCCGAGUGUUGACCAACCAGAAUGCCACGAGACAGGGAGCAGCUGUAUGCGCUUUAAGACUACGAGACGUGGGCCACUCGACAAUUCAACAUCGAAAUUAAUGCGUCUCAGAGACACACUGCCACCGGGAAGGUACCAGAUUUACGAGGGUAUUUUACACGACCUGGAUACUCUCCUACGCUCGACGAGUCUCAACCAUCCUGCAGGCGGGAAGAAGUCGUUGUUGUCGAUGUGCCUGAACAGAGUGCCUCAGUGCGCGCAAGAGAUUGAAAACUGGGAGAAAUCUCAGGCUGUGAACAACGGGCCGGUGUCCUGUAUCAAGCAAAUGGCUUAUUCUUUACGCGUGUACGACGAACUACAGACCCUUGGAGCCACCGACAACGGCUGGAGUCACUUGCGUACACUCCUACGGGCACAUGCUAUCCAUCUUCUCAAAGGGGUCAUUGGGGAGGGUCUGCUCGAUGUCUCGUUUAUUCGCAUCUUGAUCGAUUAUUGCAAGGCCAUGCAAUUUCUACACGAAACAGCAAGCCUUACGGAAGCUAUGAUUUGCUUCCUUUACUGCAAGCCCCUGGAAUCAAGAGAUACGCCUAGAGUCAACAGAGAAGGCCAGCUGCCAGCCUAUUUGUUAAACCUUGCAGAGGAUCCAGUUGUGGAAUCUCACUUGCUCGAAACGUUCUCCUCACUUUUGGUUCGUAGACGGCUCCCCUUUGACAUGGUCACAGGGAGAGGUUUUGGUGGCUUAUGGAGUAUAGCAGCUUCCGCUGUACUCGAGAAAAGAGCACGCCCUUCUGCAACUGAGUUCGCAUCAACCGGACUUGCAGUCCUGUGUAUGAAUGCCUACCCGAGACGUCAAAGGCGUUCCUCAGCGCUCACAACGGAAUCAAAAUCAGCCAUGCUCACUUUGAUGAGUGUACUUGGUGCAUUGUCAGCCAUGGCUAUGAUUUCGCAGGAUUUCGGACAUGCUGCACCCGGUUCCAGUGCAAGUUCGAGAAGUCGGACCCAGAGAGCGGUAGUACAUAUUCUCCACCAAGCAUUGAGACUGGUGAGAAGUCGUCUCGGUAGCAAGGAAGCCGCGUUCCCACUUCUACUGGCAUUGUUUCUGUCUCUAUCCCCCAGAGCGGCGCACGAAGCCACUCGGCUCCGACUGAAGGCGGCGAUAGACGGCUUCGGACGUGGUCUGAGCCUGGGGAGAGCCCCAAGCACGGGCAACAAUGACAGCCAGCUUCUCGACACCACCGUCGACUUCACCUGCUCGAUUGCUCACUGUUGUGGGAGAGCCACCGGCCAGCCAUCCAACUCGUACUUUGCCAAAGUCUGCGAACUCAUCGAUACCCUUGAAACGCCAGAGUUCGCAAGAUUGAGAGGCAACGGUGCCUUUGUUUUGGCCCACAAGACAGACGAUCUACGCGAUCUUGUCUUUGCAGAGACGUUGAAGAAAGACCUGGCCGAGAAAGACGGCAUGGUUGUAGCCAAGGGCAACUUUACAGGGUUUCGGUGGGAAGAAGGCAUCAGCGAAUGGAUUGCAGUCAGCCCGUUGGCAAGAAGACAAGGAGACUUCACCCGAGAAGCCCUACCUCGGCGCCGAAGCGGAGGACGUAACAGUGACGUCCGGGUCCUAGCGGAUCGAUCGGAGCUGAAUUCGACCACGGAAGGAGCCGACAAAACCGGGGCUCUGGUUUUCGCAAGUCCCAGACCGACGGGUGAGUCAAAUGGUGACCAAGUGGGCCGACGACUGGCGGGGAAGAGGAAGAGGACACAAAACGAGGAUCAUGGCAGCCGCAAGAGAAACUCGGGCGCUGAAAUCGCGGGAAUCGACGGAGUUGACGGUAUUGACGAGCUUGGCAUGGGUCCAGAGAACUGGCCACGGGUUCUGGGCAAGUCCCGAUUGGGAAGCCAUGUUGUAGGAGCUAGGAUGCGGGACGGGUGCCGGCGGGUUAUCCGGAGCAGCGAGACAUGCUCUCGCAAGGUUUUGGCGGACUUGGGCGAGCAGGCCGCCCUCAAUGACUGCGGCCUCAACGACGAGGAUGAGCUGGGAUUUUAA
Colletotrichum lupini is the source of this 2535-nucleotide messenger RNA. RefSeq lists its product as uncharacterized. Bases 1 to 2535 code for a protein of 844 amino acids. The record is from RefSeq and is a predicted model, not a curated record. Lineage: Eukaryota; Fungi; Ascomycota; Sordariomycetes; Glomerellales; Glomerellaceae. The transcript has a single exon.